CGAACGACAAGAACUUGUCGCUGUACCUCCUCGCCAACGUGAAGAAGCACAAGAACAGGUUGGUCUCAAGGAUCCCUCUCGAGGUGAUGAACGACGAGACAAUAACACAGCUCGGCGACUUCCCUCACCACGACAAGCCCGUCAACGUGCCUACGCUGUUCAUAAAGGCCGAGCACUCGCACUUCAUCGACGCUGAUGGCGUCAAGGAGUGCAAGAGGCUGUUCCCGCGUGCAGUGUUUGGCACCGUGGACUCGACCCAUAGCGCGAUGCUUGUCGAGCAGUACGCCUACAUCAAGGCAAUGAUCGAAGAGUUCCUGGACGUCUCAUACACUGAUUGACUCAAAUCAAUGGCCAGGCUGAGUAGAUGACACAAAAGUGACCUGUGUAGAGGGAAUUGUUCUGGAAGCUGAGAGAAUUCCACAAAGCUAACCGCCUUGUCUUUGAACCUGGGUUAACCAAAAUACACCACGCUGGGAUGAAGCUCGUGCUUGUGCUCUCCAUGGUCUCACUGUGCUUAGCAGUCCACGUGUGUCCUAAGGACUACACUGGGAUCCGAAUCAUUCAGCAGCAGAACUUCUAUGUGGAAUUGAAGUCAUGGAAGGACGAGUUACAGACUGUGGUCUGUAACAAAGGCAAGAUCAUCUCUGAGUCGUUGUCGUCGUCGCUUGCGAUACCAAAGUCUGUGUGCUUCAACUCAGCUUGUUUCAAGAUUGGAUUGACGAGGCUCCAUUCGCAGAUCGACCAGUCGUUGGUGUUCCCUGUCAAUUCCACGAUUGCGGGUGUGUUUGAGAUUGUUCGAGGGGAAGGCUCAUCAGAUGAGCAAUUGAUGCCAUAUGCUCCGUUGUUACAGGACGAUAUCCAGCGUAGCUGGUUGCACAUUAGCAGAAACGUCAAGUCGUGGAAUAUCCCCUUGUACUACACGGGCGAUGCUGUGGAUUCGAAGUGGUACGAAGCCAUCAGCGCUAAUGAGAAGUACACCGUGUCGAAGGAAUCCAUAAACAAGUUGAAGUCUUUGAAGCCGCUUGUUUGGAGGGAGAUCUGGAAGCACUUGUCGCUGUACAAAGAGAAUUUGAACUCUUUGCGUGACUAUACGAGCUCUGUUGGUGCUUCAUCGCUUAAGAAGAACCAGCGGGUGCAGUUACCUAAGGUGGACCUUCUUAAGCAGUUCUUAAAGCCCACAGUUGAUGCACUAGCUGAAAGGAGAUUUGAUGUUGGAGAGAAGAUCCCAACCAAUGUAUUCUUGAUCUUGAGUCGUGCUCUUCCAACACCGGUGUUCGUCAACCUCGUGCUGUUUAUUGGUGAUUUGUACAACUCUGUGAAGCUACACCCUGUGGAUGAAAUACAUUCGGAAUACCAAUCGAACUAGAUUAUUUUAUAUAGAUGUAAUGACUAGAGAUUAAUGACUAUGU
This is a messenger RNA of Williopsis jadinii, 1409 nucleotides long. RefSeq lists its product as uncharacterized. The transcript has a single exon. The coding region runs from base 476 to 1366 and encodes 296 amino acids. NCBI's taxonomy places the organism in Eukaryota, Fungi, Ascomycota, Saccharomycetes, Phaffomycetales, Wickerhamomycetaceae. The record is from RefSeq and is a predicted model, not a curated record.